CCACAGGCAGCUACUGGGUCCAGCUGGGAGGUGCCAGGACCGGUGCUGGGUCCCCCCCAAGCAGUGUCCCCCUAUGGCCCUAGCCACCAGCAACUGCAGCAGCCCAAUGGAGGCUACGGCAUCUGGGUUGUGGUCCUGACCACGCUGCUGCUCACGGCGGUCAUCGCCCUCUUCAUCUGGACGCAGCAGGGUUCCUUGCUGAGUGCUGAGGAGACAGCUGGCUCUGCAGGCCGUGCUGCCAGCUGGGGGGGCCCCCAGUCCUGCCCGGCUGCUCCUGGGGCCCAGCUCACCACACCUGCCCCCCCCAGCCUGUGGGGGCUGCCGCUGCAGCACCUGCUGGAUGAUGCCGACGUGCUGGAGGAACUGAUCAUGCUGCUGGACCCUGAGGACAAGGCCGGGGGGGGCACCCGGCACCUGGCCUCCCGCUACGGCCUCUCCGCCACCUGGAUCAACUACACCUACUCCCUGCGCAGCACCCGCAGCCCCCUGCGUGCCACCAAGGCCACGCUGGGGCAGCUGGCCGGGCUGCUGGGCGCCAUGGGGCGCAAGGAUGCUCUGCAGGUGCUGGAGAGAGUGAGGUGUCCCCCUGGGCCUGGCACAACCCCCAGGGGCCCUGGCUGGAGUUCAUCCUGGCGCCUGCGCUCCAGCCCCUGCCCGUGCUGGGCCAGGCUCCCCACUGCUCCCCCUCAAGCAUGGGGCAGGGUUAGAGGGCUCCGGGCAGCCAUGACAGCAGGACUGGCCCCUGCUGGAGAGGGGUGA
Messenger RNA from Pelodiscus sinensis (Chinese soft-shelled turtle), 759 nucleotides. Lineage: Eukaryota; Metazoa; Chordata; Testudines; Trionychidae. The record is from RefSeq and is a predicted model, not a curated record.